AUGAAUAAUACUUCAUGUAUUCUGGUUUUUUUUGCUCUUUCUACAAUUAUUUCAAUAAAAAUUUUACCAGUAACAUGUGCAUGGACAUAUUUUAUCGGAACAAAUAUAGAUAUUGACCAACAUCCAAAAGUUCAAGAUAUUGUUGAUGCUGUUAAUUUUUGUAAUUCGAUUUUUACUUCUACUGAUUUAAAUAGGAUAUUAAGAUACCAAGAUGUAUGUGGAAAAAUAACAAAUCUCAUUAAUCAAGGCGAAAAUAUUAUUGAUAAUGUAUAA
Messenger RNA from Strongyloides ratti, 273 nucleotides. RefSeq lists its product as hypothetical. The transcript is spliced from 3 exons. The record is from RefSeq and is a predicted model, not a curated record. Bases 1 to 273 code for a protein of 90 amino acids. NCBI's taxonomy places the organism in Eukaryota, Metazoa, Nematoda, Chromadorea, Rhabditida, Strongyloididae.